Molecule: messenger RNA, 1368 nt
Organism: Lottia gigantea (owl limpet)
Lineage: Eukaryota; Metazoa; Mollusca; Gastropoda; Lottiidae
Exons: 1
Coding region: 1-1368 (455 amino acids)
Biological process (GO): cellular response to oxidative stress; glutathione metabolic process; cell redox homeostasis
Cellular component (GO): cytosol; mitochondrion
Molecular function (GO): glutathione-disulfide reductase (NADPH) activity; flavin adenine dinucleotide binding; NADP binding
Source: RefSeq, a predicted model, not a curated record
AUGCCGGCUGUACCUCCAUUACUGAAACAUUUCGACUUGUUGGUUAUCGGUGGCGGAUCGGGUGGACUUGCCACUGCUAGAAGGGCUGCUGAAUUCGGUGUUAAAGCCGUGGUUGUUGAAGAAGCGAGAUGGGGAGGCACUUGUGUGAACGUUGGGUGUGUACCCAAGAAAAUUAUGUACAACGCUGCGAUGCACGCCGACAUGUUACCCAACUACAAAGACUAUGGAUUCACUGUCGAAAAGAGGAAAUUUGAUUGGAGCCAUAUUCAGAAGACAAGAGAUGAUUACAUUUUAAAAUUGAACGGAAUUUACGAUUCUAAUUUAGAUAAAGCCAAGGUUGAAAAAGUGCUUGGUCAUGCUUCGUUCAAUGCUGAUAGGACUAUUAAAGUAGGGGAGAGAACUCUAUCAGCAGAUCAUAUUUUGAUAGCUACAGGUGGAAAGGCAGUGAUUCCAGAUAUUCCUGGAGCUCAGCAUGGAAUAACCAGUGAUGGCUUUUUCGAUUUGAAGGAAUUACCCAAGAAAACGGUAGUGGUUGGUGCUGGAUACAUUGCUGUAGAAUUAUCAGGAAUCUUUGCAUCUUUAGGAUCUGAUACCAAUAUGUUCAUUCGCCAUGACAAAGUUCUGAGGAAUUUUGAUUGUGGUAUAAGUGAUUUGGUCACGGAAAAUCUUGCUAAAGGUGGGGUCAGAGUUCACAAGCAAACCAACGUAAAGAAAGUUGAAAAAGAGAGUAAUGGUUCUCUUACCAUAACAACUGAUAAUGGCAACACUAUAAAAGAUGUGAAUUGUUUGUUAUGGGCGAUUGGUCGUGUACCAAAUACUGAUAUCGGUUUGCAGUCAGUAGGCGUUGAGCUAGAUAGCAAAGGAAACGUUAAAGUAGACGAAUAUCAGAAUACGACAGCAGAAAAGAUAUACGCUUUAGGCGAUGUAUGCGGAAAAGCUCUUCUAACUCCAGUUGCCAUAGCAGCAGGCCGACGUCUUGCUCAUCGAGUUUUUAACAAGGAAACUGGUUUAAAAUUAGACUAUUCAAACAUUCCCACUGUGGUUUUCUCUCACCCUCCGACGGGAACUGUGGGACUCACAGAAGAAGAAGCAGAGAAGAAGUUCGGCAAGGACAAUCUGAAAAUUUACACAUCCAAUUUCACACCAAUGUAUUACGCUGUGACUGAACAUAAAGGGAAGUGUUUUAUGAAGUUAAUUUGUGCCCUUCCCGAUGAAAAAGUUGUGGGUCUGCACAUGGUGGGGCAAGGCUGUGAUGAAAUGUUACAAGGGUUCUCUGUGGCUGUGAAAAUGGGGGCCACUAAGAAACAAUUUGAUGAAACUGUGGCUAUACAUCCAACAUCUUCAGAAGAAUUAGUUACUAUGAGAUAG